AUGGCGCUCGUUAUGCUUCCGUGUGACCUUCCCUGGUGGUCGAACGUGCAAAAGAAGCUGGCACAGAUCGAGGAAUCCAGCUCCUUGGAAGUGGUGUUAGACGUGAUGCAGAAGCUGCAUGAACUGUGCAACGUCAGCUUGGAUCCGGAUGAGGAUGGCAAGGACACGUCGGUGUUUGAUGGACUGCGGCACUUUGUCGAGCAGACGAUGGACGCAACGGAACGCGAUCACUUCCUCGGGCACACGGUCAAGGCACUUGCACGGCAUGCCCGCAACCUGAAGCAGUACCGACCACCGCGGGGUCUCAGCUUUAGCCUUCAGCAGCAAGCGGACAGCUACGAGCUGAGCUACCGGCUGGUCGCGUCCCUGCUUGCCAAUGCGUUCUUUUCGACAUUUCCAAAACGUACUGAAAAAACACACCCCACGUUACAAGACUUUAACUUUACACACUUUUUUAGAGGUUUAGUAGAUAAUGCUGUGCAGCGGGCCAAGUUUCGCAGCUUCCUGUACUACUUCGAUUGGUUGGAACGAAGCGGGACGGCCCUCGAGGGCAAUCUGCGGAUAUCGCGCAAGGUGAUGACGGGGAAGCAGUGGCUCACGAUCGAGGACUGGUUGGAGUGUGAGUUACCGCUGUGCGAUGUCGAGAUACGCCACGAGGGCAAACUGGACAAGGCGGAUCCGGAAACGCUCCAGACGGUGUUCGCCAGCGCCCGGCUCGGUGGCGAUGUGCUGGCAUCGGGGGACACACAGGAAUCGAUUCAGUUUUGUACCUUCCCCGAACUGCUCGCCGUGCUGCUGUACGUGGAAGCGCUCGAGGACAACGAGUCACUGCAGGUGGAGAACGUGCAUCACGUGGCGCGGAUCGUCGAUCCGCGACAGAAGGGUCCACUGCUGGAGCGCAUCGCGGAACCCAAAACGACAAGCCUGUGCUGUAUCGAUGCGGAGAACUAUCGGGCGCUUCCAUCGCAACAGUUCGAGGAGGACGACAUUUUGCGGGAGUUGAACAAGUGCCUGUUGGCGUUCCGCCAGAACACAACGUGCCCGGCGCUACUGGGUGAGUCCGGUGGUGGCGCAGCGGGCAAGCCAUCCGGUGACAAGCGUGCCGGGGCUGGGUUGAAACUGGACCAGCUGGAAACGGUAUCGAGCAAGGGUCGUCUAUCGCCGAUCGGCGAGCGUGAUCGGGAAGGAUCGACACCGGGUUCGCCGGACGUCUACACGACGAUCUUCAUCCGACAGGCAACACCCAACUCGAAGCGCUCCAGCAGCGACUCGAACAAGCUGGAGAAGGACAUUAACAAGCGGCGUUCGUGGUUAUCGCCGGAACGACCCAGCGCACCAUCGGUCUGUUCCGGGUCCGGUUCGAACCGGCGGGGGAAGUUCAUCAUACUCGGCUCGUCGGGCGAGUGUUUGCCGGUGAAUCGACAUCCGUUACGCAUCCCCGAUGGCUAUCAGCAGCAGGGCCUGACACGGCCAGACACGCUUUCGAGCUGUGGCUCGAGCCAGGAUGAAUUCCACAGCGCCAAGGACAGCUUCGACGAGGACGAUGAGGAUGGACUGCGGGCACACCCGUACACAUCGGAGCUGGACACACCCGAGCGAAGGUACGAGUUUGCUCAGAAGCUGCGAGCUGCCUUGGAGCUGGAUCGAACGAAUGGGAUGUCGGGCAGUACGGAAGAUAGCAGUUACGCCGUUGGGAUCAGUGUGGCAGGAUCACAAAUCCGCGAUCAAGACAUCCGUGUGAGACGGGGAGGAUCGUGUGGCUUUGUGCUGGACGGUUCCAUUGACAGCAAUUUCGAUGAAGCGGAGUGGAAAGAGCAGCAGCCAGAAAAGACAACAGCGAGAGGACCACAACAGAACGGCACGCUCGAGCGAAAGGGUACGAACGAGUCGUCCAGGUACAGUUUCGACUCGGAUCUGGGCUCCGAGCUGGAGGAGGUGUACGAGAAGUUUGCCAAAUGGCUCGAGGAACCGAUAAGCACCGACAAGCCAAAAAAGUUGGACGCCCGGGACGAAGCCGUACUGAAGUUUGCCAACUCCCUGCUCAAGCGCACACUGAGCGAAAGCUUCGUGGGCAUUCCGUUUACCGAGGAGUGUCUGGCGAGUGGGAACGGUUCCGUUGCCAACUCCACCGGAUCGCGCAGCGCUGCCGGUAGCGGUGGUAGAGGAUCGCUCGGCCAGAAGGAAAAGAUACUGCUCCACGUACGAUCGCUUUCGCUGGAACUGGCCAAGCAUAAGCACAAACUGGCGGCACAGCUGCGCCACGAUUAUCUUGCACUGGAACCGGCAAAGCUAUUCAAGUGUCCCAACAUUCAGCUAACGCGCACCGAUCACCGGAAGCUGCUGCACAAGCUGCGCUCGACCCAGAGCGGUUCGGGCUGCUCGGUGACGGAACAGGCGACGACCGUACCGGUGAUGGUCCAGCAGCCGAAGCUAGAGCGGCAAUCGUCACUGAAAGCGAAGUUGCUACAGUACAAACCGAACUGGUCCGUGUCCUACACGCAGGACAUCAAGUGCGAUGAUGUGGUACUGAAGAUAUCACAACUUGCUCAAAAGAGAACGCUAAACGUAAAUUUACGACCCGUUGCUACCGGUAAUUGGGGCUGUGGGAGCAACCGACGAGGAGACGUACAGCUCAAGAUGGUGAUUCAGUGGAUGGCGGCUAGUGUAGCCGGUCUGCCCUAUCUCAGCUAUUACACUGCUGGAAACGAGAAACUUUCAAAGCUCGACACGAUCUGCCGAGUGCUGAAGGAUCGCAAAUGGACCGUGGGCGAACUGGCAGCUGCAACACUGAGCCACGCUCGGGACAUACUGGAGGACCCUUUCUACUACAACAACGAUCGCAACUACUGUAUGUUCUUUGAGAAACUUAUCGGACUGGAAAGGGUCCACUGA
Molecule: messenger RNA, 2892 nt
Organism: Anopheles marshallii
Lineage: Eukaryota; Metazoa; Arthropoda; Insecta; Diptera; Culicidae
Exons: 7
Coding region: 1-2892 (963 amino acids)
Biological process (GO): nucleotide-sugar metabolic process; regulation of DNA repair; carbohydrate metabolic process
Cellular component (GO): cytoplasm; nucleus
Molecular function (GO): poly(ADP-ribose) glycohydrolase activity
Source: RefSeq, a predicted model, not a curated record